Messenger RNA from Symbiodinium necroappetens, 414 nucleotides. The record is from the annotation of a GenBank genome assembly. NCBI's taxonomy places the organism in Eukaryota, Dinophyceae, Suessiales, Symbiodiniaceae.
AUGGCCCAACGGCCCGAGGCCUUCGUUCAGAGCGGCCCAGCCGGACAGGCUGCCCCGGAGAGAAGCAGCGUGCAGCUGCGUGGCCGAACUGCGGCCCAGAGUACUGCCACAGGCAGCGGCCAAAGCAUUGUUGGAUGCACGGCAGCUGCUUCGGCAUCAGCCCUUUUAGCAGCACAGCUGCGGGGCAGGCGCAGCGAGGCCAGCUACGGUCGCAGGUCCCAGGUGGUUGUCAGCGCGUUCGAGAACGAGCUCGGCGUGCAGGACCCCGUCGGAUUCUGGGACCCGGCAGGCUUUACGGCCGAUGGUAGCGUGGAGAACUUCAAGCGCCGCCGGCAGACGGAGCUCAAACAUGGCCGCAUCUCGAUGUUGGCUACGAUGGGUUACAUCACCCCUGAGUCGCGAGUCAGCGAUUGA